Molecule: messenger RNA, 354 nt
Organism: Procambarus clarkii (red swamp crayfish)
Lineage: Eukaryota; Metazoa; Arthropoda; Malacostraca; Decapoda; Cambaridae
Product: transmembrane protein 230
Cellular component (GO): endomembrane system
Source: RefSeq, a predicted model, not a curated record
AUGGUUCGUAAGGAUGCUAGCACGCACAUCCCGGAGACUAGAUAUCACCGUCUUAGUCAAGAGGAUGAUGGAUUUGUAGAUGCUCAGUUCAAGGCUGGACCCAGUCGCAUCCCUUGGAAGGCCAUAAGCUAUGCAAUACUUCUAUUUGCUGCUGGUACACUGUUGCUCGUCAUAGGAAGUCUUCUUGUUGCGGGUUACAUCGAGGAAAAAUAUGCUGACCGAACGUGGCCACUCAUCAUCCUCGGGGCCCUCAUGUUUAUUCCAGGGGCCUAUCAUUCUUAUAUCGCUUAUUAUGCUUUCAAAGGAUAUGAUGGAUAUUCUUUUGAUGACAUUCCUUCAUAUGAUGAUGACUGA